AUGGGAUCAGCUUCAUUGCUUUGCUAAGUAAAGAAAAAAUAUUGCAAUUAAUUUAAAGCAUGUUAAUUAAUACUAAAAAAUACAACAAAAGAUAAUCCUUUUUCUAAAAAAAUUAAUAGUUUGUCUUCAAGUAAAAAAUAAUAAUUUAGAGAGAGAAACAAGGGUAAAUUAAAAUACAAAAAAUUAAUAAACAAAUCAAAAGAAAGUGUUUUUCAACUUCAUUAAGUAGGAUUAUAAAAAGACAAUUCAAAUUAGUAAGCGAGAAAACAUACUUAAAUUAUAAUAGGAGCAUACGAAAGUAUGAAUAUUUUCGCUAAGUUUAGAGUUUCAAGCUCUGUAUAGAAAGCUUAAAAGUUAUGGGCGGAUUUUAAAAAAGUAAGCCAUUUGUAGGAUGAUCCUGAAACUCUAAAUAGAUUGAAAAAAUUCCUCGAUCAUGUGAAGGAGUCGUUGAAGACACUUUCAGAAAAAAGUGAUAGUAAAAAGUAGAUAGAUGGUAUAUUAGGAGAAGCAAGUGACAUUUUAAAGAGUUUGCUUAAGUUUUUAGAAGAAUAUGACAAGACUGCAGACGCUAACAGCCCAAAUAAUGCAUUAGCAAAUGAAAUUGUUAAUUAGGUUUUAGAAAUAGUUGAAUUUAUAUUGAGGGAUGAUAAAUAUAGAAAGUAAAUUGAGAAUUCUCAGACUAUUCUUAACAAUUUCUUAAGUGUCGCAGAGAAAUUGGAUAAAAGUGAAAGCAAAGUUACUGUGGUCGAGCUCAUUAUCAUGAUUGCUGAAAAUGUUGACUCAAAAGUUAGUUUUGUUUAAAAGGAAGGUUUUAGCAAGUUAAUGAAGAUGCUGAUGGACAAAGAUGAAAGAGUUUCCAGAGUCAUAAGCAGAGCGUUACUUCAUUUCUUAUAAAUUGAUAACUCGGAGGAAUCAAGGCUCCUCAAUGAAAUGUAGGGACAUAUUGAAGAAAAAGAAGAGUUCAACUCGAUAAAAAAAAAAAUAAAAAAAAUUGCAUUAGAUUUUAGAAAAUUUACAUUCAACGAAAUUCAAAGAAUAUUUUUGUAAAGUGACAAUCAAAAUACCACUAAUUAAGUUCAGGAAGAUGGAAAUACCAACAAUAGAGAAAGAUAGUAAAGUGUAACCAAAAAGACUUCUCUCUACUAUUAAAAUAAUAGAAAAGAUUCGAAUGGCAAUAUUCUUAGUAAUGGAAAAGUGUAAGAAUUUGUUGAUCCUCCUACUUAUGAAGAUAUUUUUGAAAUGGACUUAAAGCUUUUGAUUGCUUUAAAGAUUAAUUAGCAAAAUAAUAUCAGCGAGUAAGCAAACAUUUUAUCAAACGAUCAUUUAGAAAUUAGCGUUAGUUCUAAUGAACGAGUUAUACAAUAAAAUAAUAAUAUGAUGGCUAAUUCUUAGUAAAAUAUCAAGCCUCAAAGCAACCAUGGAAGCAUUAUAGAGGAAGAACUAGAAGAAUAAAAAAAUAACUAAGGCAGUAUCAAUUACUAAGGAGGUCAAGGAAGCUAGAUUAAAUCUAUUGAUCAACAAUCUGAUUAAAGUGAUGAAAUUUUUACCAUUUUAUAGGGAGGAUUUAAAGCUAUUUUGAAAACUCUUCACAACGGUAAUAACAAUGAAGAAGCUUAAUUGAAUUUAAUGUAAACUAUUUACAAAUUGCUUAGUAGCGAAGAUCAAAAGUAUAAAGCAGAAUUUAGAAAAGUGAAGGGAUAUGAAGUUCUUGCAGGUGUAAUUAAUAGAGUUCGCAAUUAUGGAGAGGAAAAGAAUAAAAAAUUUUUGGAAAACAUGAUGAAAUUAUAUGUUGACAUCAUUAUCAAUGAUAAAGAAAUUAUGCAAAUAAUGAAUUUUGAUGCAUUUGAGACCUUUAUUAAGUUAAUUUCUGCAAGCUAGUAAUAUGAAGUAAUAUCCUUGUCUUUAGAUAAUUUGAAGAAUCUUUUCUUGUCUAACUGGAAGAAUCUCAUCAUUGCUAGAAGACUUAAAUCAACCUAUCACUUAUUAGCUUUAAUUAUGAGAUUGUUCGAGAGUGAUUAUGAAAGUAGUUCUAGUUCUAUUUUCUAGCCAUUAAACGGAGUUGAAACAAAUGGAGUAACUAAUUAAAUUACUAAAAAUACAGAGAAUCACAAUGAAAUUAGCAUCCUCGAAGGCUUAAAAUAUGUUUAUUAGCUGAACAAUCCUAUUUUUUACUCUAGCGAAAUUACACAAUCUAAUAUGCCUAUUGGAAAGCAAUAAAGAGAAGAAUUAUUAUAAAAAGUGAAUGAAAUUCUCAAAAUAUACUCAUAUGUAGAGGGAACUUUUUCUACAGAGUACGAGUACGCAUUUACAGAAAUUAUAUUGAAGAGCAUUUAAAGAGAUGAUAAUAAAAACUCAACAAUAUAUUUCCUCGACACUCUUUUUGAUUUUAUGGAAAGAAAGUAAUAGAGAAAAUGUUGCUAAAUUUCUACUUUCGACAACACUUUCCACGGAUUAAUGGAGUGUCUAAAAGAAAUUGCAACUAUCCUUCUAUAAAAAAUUACAACUCCAGAUUAAAUAAAAAUUUGUUUAGAUGAUGAUGAGACUGUUCAUUAUUUGGGGAAAUUUUUGUUUUUCAGUGAUUAGUAUUUGAGCUGUGAUCAUUCAAGCUAAUUACAGAAAGAUGAAAGAAUGAAAAAGUUAGAGAGAGAAAAUACGCUUAUUAAGAGCAUUAUUUGCAGAAAUCAAUGUGAAGAAACAAAGAAAAUAAUAUCUGAGAAGUAUGUAAACAAAUUGCAAGAAAAAGAGGAGGUAAAAAUGUUGAUGAAGGUUAUUAAAUUUAAUAAGUUAAAAAAUGAUAAUAAUUAUACUGAAUAUGCCUACAGAGUCUUGGUUGUUUUGAAAGAUAUUCUGGUUAACAAUCCUCAAAGAGCUUAGUAAUUCAUAGAGAUGGAUGGAAUUUUUAUCCUUUCUUACUUGGUUUCUAAAAUUAUUUAAGAUUUCAAUUACGUCGAGAGAGCUUGUAUGCUUUUCAUAGAUAUUUGCCUGAACGUAAAUAAUUCUAAUGCUAUUUUAAGUAAUCCAUUGCUUAAGUAAGAUGAUGAAAAAAUUCCUUCAAUAGAACCAAAGAGAUCAAUAUGUUUGAAUGCUUUGUUUUGUAGUUUAUUCGAUGCUAAUUUAAAAGAUUCACAUCAUGUAUUUUUUGAAUAUUUGGGAAAAGUAAUUUUAAAAUCUAGCAAUUUAAAGGUUUUUAAAAACGAAAGCUACAUUCUAAUCUUUUUAUUAGAGUUAUUGAACACAAGUAGAGUUUUAUCCAAAGAUAAUAAUUUAUACACAUAAAUUCUUAGUAUAUUCGAAAGAAUUAUUCAAAAACCUAAUUCUGAUGAAAUCAAAUUAGUCCUUGAUAGUUUGUUGAAUUAUAACAACUUAAUGCAAUUAAGUCAUAAUAAAUAAUCCACUUCAUUCUUUACUGAUGCUCUCUCAAUUAUGGCUAUUCAUAUUUUAUUAAAUACCACACCUUAGCUACAUACAAGACCAACAAUACUUGAAAAAGUAAGUCCUCUUCUCGAAAAGAUAAUUAGCUAAAAUUACAUUUAUAAUCUAUUUGGAUGCCUCAAUUGUCCUAACUUAGAAGUGACAGAAAUGGUGCUUAAGUUUAUACUUUCUUGCAUGAGCAUUUACUCAAAGACUAAAAAAACAGAAGUCUAUGGAAAAAAAGAAUAUUUCUACCAUUUAAUUGGUGAAAAGCUUCAGAAAGGAAAAAUUAAUUAGAAUAUCUGUAAAAUUCUCUACGACUUUACUUUCUGGGAGUACAAUCCAAAUAUUUUAUAUCCAAGUAACUCCUCUGUAGUUUCAACAUUGCUCAAUAGAAGUGGAUAAGCUAAUAGUAUUAUGAACUUAUCUAAGUCCCAAAUGGAAUAACAGAAAGGUGGAAAGACUAUCACUAAUAUAUAUCUGCUUGAAAUAUUCUUUAAGGUGUUAAAAGAAUAUGAACCAGAAAAUCAAAAUGACGAAAAUUCUAUUUCUUUUAGAAAUGAAAUGCUAAACAUUUUUGAAGCAGUCCUUGAUGAACCAAACAACGUUAACUUAAUUCUUGAUCAAACUAGUUUCCUAAAUUGGUUCUACUUACUGCUUCCAAAUAAAUGGUAAGAUCUGUCUGAUCCUCAUGAUAAUUUUAAAUCACAGUAACAGCAAUCAAACAAUUUAAGUCAAAGCAAGAUUUCUAAUAAUUUAAUCAACAAUUCAAUCAAUUUAAAAAAUUCAGGAAAUCAAAAUCUUCAAAACAACUAAAGUAAUUUAAGCAAUCACCUAUUCAAUAGCGCUGAAAAAAAAUAAACUGAUAACAGCGUAUUAGCUCAUGAUUAAACAAAUUAAAAUAUCAAAAGCGAAUUAAAUAAUAACACUUCUAAAAAUUAAUUUGUAAAUUAAACUCCUUAGAUGAAAAUGUCAAUGGAUAGCAACAGCAAUAACAGCAGCUAGAGUUUAGGACAAUCACAAAAAUUCAAGCAAAUCAGCAAUUCUCAGUAUAUGGCAUUUAAGUUGGAGAAAGAAAAAAUAUUUACUAUAAUUCAGAAAAUCAUGGUUCAUUUCUUCCAUAGAAAGCCAGCUGAUUUCGAUUUUAUUGAGUAUUUUAAACGCUUUUCUCACUCAGAUGAUGAAUUUGUCAACAUUAUUAUUAAGAACUUCUUCAAUGAGCUGCUUUCAAGAAAUAAUUGUAUAUUUAAAGACGAUUCAGCAUAAUAUUUCUUGAAAAAUUUCAAGGCUUUUAUUGAUGGCAUAGACUCAUAUAUUGGAUUUGAAGCAGAAAUACAUAGACUCAUUCUUUAAUGCAUUAUUAAGAUGAAUGCUAAAAAUGAUUAAAAGAUACGUGCAUAGAUGAAAAAUUUGGGUUUAUUUGAAAAGAGAGAUAACCUAAUUAUAAGGAUUAUCACUUAUGAAUAAGAUGGAAAUAAAUUUGUCAAAAUAUUUGAAGGUAUCUCAUUUGAAGCUUUAGCAAAUCAUCCCUAAUUUGAAAAAAAUCACUCUUUAUCAUCAUUGAUGAAGAUAUUUAUUUAAAAUUAAAACAACUUCCCUCUACAAAUUCUUAUUAUGACUAUCUUGAAGAACCCUUCUUUAAGUGAAAGCAACUAGAAGUAUGUCGCCAAUUUAUUAGAAAAUCCAAAGUUAGUGUAAUUUUUGUUUCCUACUUUACUAAGACGUAAAUAAAGCUCUAUAGCCAAAUGUCUGUAGUCUAACUUGAAUAACUCAAAUAAUAAGAAUAACAAUUCAAAUAAUAACAACAAUAACGAUGAUAACGAUCAAGACUCAGACUCUCAAGAUGAAGGAGAAGGUGAAGAAGCCCAAAAGCGCAAAUAGUCUGCUUCUAAGAGCGUGCAUAGAGGUGCCUCUUUUGAGGAUGAUUUCUUAAAUGAUUUUUACAGUUAAGAAAACGAAAAUCUACGUAGAGACAUAAUAAAUAGAAUAGAAGCAAAUUUAAGACCUAUCUUAAGAGAAAAAGAGAAGGAAGAAAAGAGUAUUAAAGAUAAGAAGAAAUAAGAUAAAUAAAAAUAAAAUGAAGUUCUAAAAAAAGAGGCAGAAAAAGCAAAAGAGAAAAUUUCAAAGAUAGAACAAGAAAUUCAAAUAAAAUUCUAAUAAUCGUUUAAUGAUCACAAAAUAAAACAAGAUGAAUUUAAUAAUUUCAGAGAAGAUAAAAUGAAAGAAGGAGAACGUAAAUUCAUAGAAUAUAGUAAGACUGUGUGA
This is a messenger RNA of Tetrahymena thermophila SB210, 5676 nucleotides long. RefSeq lists its product as hypothetical. The transcript has 4 exons. NCBI's taxonomy places the organism in Eukaryota, Ciliophora, Oligohymenophorea, Hymenostomatida, Tetrahymenidae. The record is from RefSeq and is a predicted model, not a curated record.